Molecule: messenger RNA, 9267 nt
Organism: Myripristis murdjan (pinecone soldierfish)
Lineage: Eukaryota; Metazoa; Chordata; Actinopteri; Holocentriformes; Holocentridae
Gene: raph1a
Product: Ras association (RalGDS/AF-6) and pleckstrin homology domains 1a
Exons: 20
Coding region: 251-4699 (1482 amino acids)
Biological process (GO): signal transduction
Cellular component (GO): cytosol; plasma membrane
Source: RefSeq, a predicted model, not a curated record
GCUGUCGGGAUCCAGUGAGGCAGCAGGGAGAGCUGGGAAAUCUGGGAGAUCUGGGAGAUCCGGGAGCUGGGAGUCGCUGAGGAAGAACCGGGACCUGAAGCGCCUGAAGGCGGACAGACGGGCCAGAGCCGCGGCCGGGAUCCAGCGCCCAGGACGCACACUGGACCUGCACGGGUGACUGAAGCCAGUGUGUGUGUCCUCCACCCUGCACUGUGUUCCAGCUGGACUGACCAGUGUUCCCAAACCAAAGAUGGAGCAGGUGUCAGACGAGGAGGUGGAGGUGAGGGAGGAGGAGGAGGAGGAAGAGGAGGACAGCGAUAAGGAGGACCAGGACCUGGACAAGAUGUUUGGAGCCUGGCUGGGCGAGCUGGACAAGCUCACACAGAGUCUGGAUGACGGUCGCCCUGAGCAGCCUCAGGCUCCUCGGCAGCAGAAAGCUCCUCUCAGGCAGGAGACCAACAUGGCCAACUUCUCCUACAGAUUCUCCAUCUACAACAUCAACGAGGCCUUGAAUCAGGGUGAGAACGUGGAUCUGGAUGCUCUGAUGGCUGAUCUUUGCUCCAUCGAGCAGGAGCUCAGCACCAUCAGUAAGCCCGGCGGCGGCGGCGGUGGGAUGGCCCGCCUCGGCCUGACCGACACCAAGGUGCGUCAGAAGCCCCCGGCGGGCCGCAGCAGCAGGCAGCAGCCAGCAGGGGGCGGCGGCGCUGCGGGUGGUGGUGCCGGUGGCGGUGGCAGCAGCGGGGCGAGCAGCAGCAGCAGCAGCACUCGGGCGUCGCCGGCCGGCACCAUCAGAGCUGCCGCCGGGCAUCAUGGGAGACCGGCACUGGCGUCCAACUUCAGCCUGGAUGACAUCACCGCCCAGCUGGAGAAGGCGUCUCUCAGCAUGGACGAAGCCGCCCGCCAGAGCUCCUCCCACUCUCUGAGCUCCGCCUCCUCCUCGUCGUACACGUCGGCCACCAUGCGACGCCCCGCCUCCUCUCACCGCCAGCACCGCCGCACAGGCUCGGUCGGCACCGUCAGCGAACAUGAGGCGCGUUCCAUCGUCCACUCUGCGCGCUCCUCCGUCACCUCGGCGUCCGGCGUCUCCGUGAACUCCGCCUCCUCCAUGGACUCGCUGGACAGCGUCCUGCGCUCCGCCGAGUCUGACGGCCUGCAGCCCUCGGCCACACCCCCUCCCGAGGCAGCCAAUGCCGGGCCGCCGAACUCCGAGCACUCGUACCUGGACAGGGAAACUUCUCUGAUUCUCAGAAACAUUGCAGGGAAACCUUCGCACCUGCUGACCAAGGAGGAGCAGGCUGCCAAGCUGAAGGCAGAGAAGAUCCGAGUGGCUCUGGAGAAAAUCAAGGAGGCGCAGGUUAAAAAGCUGGUGAUCCGAGUCCACCUGUCAGACGAGAGCUCCAAGACCAUGAUGGUGGACGAGAGACAGACAGUCAGACAGGUGGUGGACAGCCUGCUGGAUAAAUCUCACUGUGGCUUCAGUCCUGACUGGUCGCUGGUGGAAACCAUCAACGAGCUGCAGAUGGAGCGGAUCUUCGAGGAUCAUGAGAACCUGGUGGAGAACCUGCUGAACUGGACCAGAGACAGUCAGAACCGGCUGAUGUUCACCGAGCGCAUCGAGAAGUACGCUCUGUUCAAAAACCCCCAGAACUAUUUACUGGGGCGGAAGGAGACGUGUGAGAUGGCCGACAGGAACAAAGAGGCUCUGCUGGAGGAGUGUUUCUGCGGCAGCUCGGUCUCGGUGCCGGAGAUGGAGGGAGUUCUGUGGCUGAAGGAAGACGGAAAGAAGUCGUGGAAGAAACGCUACUUCCUGCUCCGAGCCUCCGGCAUCUACUACGUCCCCAAGGGCAAGGCCAAGGCGUCCAGAGACCUGGUGUGUUUCCUGCAGUUGGAUCACGUGAACGUUUACUACGGCCAGGACUACAAGAGCAAAUACAAAGCUCCCACCGACUACUGCAUGGUGCUGAAGCAUCCUCAGAUCCAGAAGAAGUCCCAGUACAUCAAGUACCUCUGCUGUGAUGAUGUCAGAACCCUGCACCAAUGGAUCAACAGCAUCCGCAUCGCCAAGUAUGGGAAGCAGCUGUACAUUAACUUCCAGGAGGCGAUGAGGAGGACGGAGGCGGCGUACGACUGGUCCUCCCUCUCCUCCUCCUCCAUCAAGUCUGGAUCCAGCUCGUCCAGCCUGCCAGAGUCCCAGUCCAACCACUCCAGCCAAUCAGACAGCGGCGUGUCAGAGAUGACAUCAUCAGGCCACGCCCGCUCCCAGAGUGUCGUCAGCUCCAUUUUCUCUGAGGCCUGGAGGAGGGGAACGCAGGGGGAGAUGAUGAAGAUCGAUCCGAUCAGUAGGCCUAUCCCUUUGCAGAUUCCCACACUCUCCCCCCACCCCCUGCCCAUCUCCCAGCCCCAGACUCCGCCCUCCCGCACCAGCUACACCGGCAGCCCCUCCCCCUCUGAGGAAUCCUCCCCAUCCCCCCCUUCACCUCCUCCGCCUCCCCCUCCUCCCCCUGUCUCCAGCACCGCCCAUCAAUCGGCGCCUCCCACCUCGUAUGUCAAAUACAGCACGCUGGCCCGCCUGCAGGGCCAGAGCCAGUCCAGGACUGGCGUCACACCCCCAGCCCCGCCCUCCCAGUCUGCCAAACCCAACUACAACACCCUCCCCGCCGCCUACAGCACCUCACCUCCUCCGCCUCCCUCGCCUCCCCCUCCUCCUCCAGUCGCGAUGCCAGCUCCUGGCUCAGCCAUGGCGGUGCUGAAGCUCAGUGCAUCGAGUCCCUCUGCUCUCCCGCCACCGCCACCCUUAGACGAGGAGGUGCAGCAGCCUUCGUACCUCCCCCCUCCUCCCCCAGAGAGUCUGGAGGCCAAUGGUUUGCCUCCUCCACCUCCUCCAGAGCCAAUCCCCACCUCCUACCCUGUGCUCUCCAACACCGGCCUGCAGCAGUUCCUGUCGCAGAAGUUUCCCAACAUGGUGUACGACUUCAGCCCGGUGACGCUCGACGACAAUCCUCCGCCUCCACCUCCUGCUGAGCUUUCUCCUCCUGCUUCGCUGCAGCUUUACCAGCCUGUCUCGCCCUCCGCACCUCCUCCUGCACCUCCCAAAACCUUCACCGGCGGUUUCCCUCCUCAAACUGCUCCCAAACCCUCGGGACCUUCCUCCCUGCCACUCACCCUCUCCCCUAUAUCGCCAAAUCCUCCCCAAAAUGCCCACGGGCCGGUGAAAAAGCAGCAAAGCUUCUCGACAGGACACUCCCCCAAUCAGCCGCCUCCCACUCUGCCCAAGCAGCACAGCCUCUCCUCAAAGAACCUCACUCUCUCUCCUCCUUCUUCCUCCUCUGCGGUCUCCAUCGCAGCCGCCACUUCCUCUUUGGUCAAACAGAUUGUCAAUCAGUUCCCUGGAAACUCUGCCCUUUCCUCUCUCCCUGCCUCCAACUCCAUGGAGGGGUCAAAGUUUUCUGCUCCUCAGUCUCCUCCUGCAGUAAAGGCCAAACCCAAGUGGCAGCCAGGAGGCGCUGUGGCUCCGCAGUCACCAGAAUUCCCACCGCCUCCUCCUGAGAGCUCCCUGUCCGAUUUCCCACCUCCUCCAGCCUCGUCCUCCUCCAAGACCGGCUCCCCCAUCAAGAAGUCCCCUUCCACCUCCUCCACAGGCUCCACCAAGCGAGGGCCUCCUCCGACCCCACAGAGAGCCUCCUCCAUCCGGUCCAACUCGGGAGGCGAGACCCAGGAUGAGAGGCCGAAGAAGGUGGAGAGUCUGGUCAGCAAGUUCGGCCAAGCUCCUCAGACCGGCACCUCCUCCAGCUCCUCCUCAGCGACUGGCUCUCCCUCUAAAGACUCUGCACCUCCUGCAGCACUUCCCAAACCAGGGAAGUUGAACUUGGCAAACCUGCCGCUGGCACUCCAAGGGCUGCAGACGGGCCAGCAUCGCCAGUCCUCCGACUUCCCCUCUCCUCCUCCCCCACCUCCCCCCUCCCAGCCUACUCACUUUGACUCCUCUCCUGACUACUUUCCGCCUCCCCCGAGUGACUCGGAGCUUUUCCCACCUCCUCCCCACCCAUCUGAGUUCCAUCAGCCCCCGAGGGUCGCCGUGGUCAACCCCCAGCCUCAGAUGCCGCCGCCGCAGCAGCCGUCGGCAGCUGUCUCGUCCUCCACAUCAUCGUCAUGGAAACAAAGUUCACUGAAGAAAGGGGCAGUGCCUCCUCCGGCACUGAGCCGGCGGAGCAGCAACACGAUGCAGUACGACGGUACGAUUUCGAUCCCCCUUUCUCCACCUCCUCUCUCCCAGACACCUCCUCCCUCUCUGACGUCUUACUCGUCGUCCUCCUCUCCCAUUCCUCCCACCUCCCCCAAAGCGGCGGCGCCGGGCUCACUGGGACUGCAGCCCCACUUCCUGGAGGACCUCAACCGCACCCUGAAGAGGAAGUCGGUCUCACGUCAUGGCUCGCUCACCUCCUCCCGCCUCAUCCCCUCCUCCAAGAUGGAGCCCAUGGCUACCAUGGACGACAUGGCACUCCUCCCGCCUCCUCCUCCUGAGCUCCUGCCGCAGCAGCAGCAGGGUGGGCGAGCACACUCCCAAACUCUCUCUCGCCACCACACACACUCCCACUCCACCAAACACGCCAACAUCUCAGGCUAUGCAACGCUGCGGCGAGGCCCGCCUCCUGCCCCACCUAAACGGGACCAAAGCACCAAACUGACCAGUGAAUGGUAGGGAGCAAGGACAUGGGGGCGAGGCCUAAAGAAUUGAACUGACCAAUGAGGUCCCAUCAUUCUCACAGAGAAGAAAUAAUCACAUUUGUCUGUCUUGUCCUGUCUGUUCCUCCUCUCAUGCUAACCCGACCAAACCUGGACUCAGAGCAAGUAGCAAGCCCUCUUCCCCUUAAUCUCAGAUUAUCAUUCUUCCUAUUAUCCUCAUUAUUACUAUUAUUACCGAUACAUGUUUAAUCCAAUGAAAUGAGUAAAUAUAUAAAUAUAUAUAUGUAUACAAGCAAGCCAGAAAAACACCUAUCAAGCUUUUUCCACAAUGUUUGUGCAGCUUUGCAUCGAAAAAUAUAAACGACAAGACGUGAGCGACAAUGGCAACAGAGACAUUUUGCUGCAAUGUAACUGGUACUGCAUGGAGCCAUGGAAACGAACGUAGCGCUACCAUAGCAACGGUUUAGGGAGUGAUGGAUUGAAGGGAAGAAUGGAGGAGAGAAAGGAGAGAGAUCAGAAAGAGUUGGGAUGGUGUGUAUAAAACAUGUAUGUUGUGAACUGGGGCGGGGCGGGGGGGUUGGGGCACGGUUAGAGGGAGCAUUUCCAUUUAUUUCAAACUUUUUUGUGUGUUUUUAUAUAAGAUUAUUUAAUACCGGAAAGAUAUUGUUAUUAUUAUAAUUAUUUUAAGUUUAUAAGAAGUGUAGAGAGAAGACUAGACAUGGAUCUGUAUUCUCAAAGCCUCAAAGUGUUAAUCUGGAUUACUAGCCUAGCUAACCAGGCUACGACUGGUGCCACUAACAUGGGGUUUGAUUACCUUUGGAUUACCCCGAUCAUCUUCCCCUCAAAGAGCAUUGAAGCUGUUUGGGCGAUUUGUGGUGGCCCAACACUUUGCUAAGACUCUUUAUGUCGGUCUGUAGCAAGAACUAUCCACAGCACUUCAACCACAGGCUACAUCACGUCGUCACAAAUGGUCUUUUUUCCUGCUAAGUUUGAUGUUCUGACCAAUUUGCAACUAUUAUUUAAAAACUGAGUAAUAUACACAUUCACAAAGGGUACCAUGAUCCAUUGUCAAUCCAACUGUCCGAUCCAUAUUUUCAAAGAAAGAUGCCUUUUUGAUGUUAGUCAGCAUUAGCUAGGCUACAUCAAACUGACUUACCAGACUACUAAAAUUCUGCUUUGAAACUGCUGGGUUGAUUAAAGAUUAGAUUAAAUGUCAUUCAGCGAUUUAGUUAGUUAGUUAGUUAGUUAGUUAGUUAUUCCCUCGGUCAGUUUGCUGCCUUGGCCUAGUUAGUCAGUUGCAUCUGACUGUUAAGACUGAAUAAAUCCCAUCUGCACUUAGGCCUAGUCGGUUAGCUUUUUGAUUCAUCAAAGUAGCUUCCUCGACACUUUGGUUAGAUUUAAAAAAAAAAAUGUAAAGAAAAAACAAACUGAAUCCAGAUCAGCUGGCAGGAGCUUUCUGAAUACAUUUCCUGGUCAAGUGUAGUUUAUGUGUCGCUGAACCUGGGUCAGUUACUACCUGAAAUCCUUUCAACUGUGUUUGGCCUCCUGUUUUUAUCUCCGUUUGGUGUUGCUGGUUUUAAAUUAUCUGCAUGACAUUUCCCAGUGCAACACCACCGAUGCCAAAAAUUUCAAUAAUAUUGUUCCAAUUUUGUUUUCAUCCAGUGUGCACUCAUUUGUGUUUGUGCUAAAGUAUUUUCAAGUCAUUUUAAUGAAUUAAGAGGUUUGUAAAUUUGUUUGGAUUCAUCUUGAAAUCAAACUUGUGUCUGUUGUGGGAUUGUUGGAUGGGAGAAUUCAGUGGGGAGACACAAAACAUAAAUAUUCUGCUUAGUUAACAUUCAAAUCCAGGCCGGCUGACGAUGAGUGAGCUCAGCGUCUUGCUCAGUGACACUUCAGCGGUACAUGUGUUGGUCAACCUGCUGUCAUCUUAAUUAAAUGAGGAAAUUCAAAGGUGCAGAUGAGUUCCUGCAUGGGUCUUAAAAAAAAAAGACAAUGAAUCUCAUAAUCCCAAAGCCUUGAAAACGAAGGGAAUUGGACAGAAGUGUCUUGGAAAGUAUGGAUAAUGGAUUAGGAUAAGUCUUGAGAAGCUGCAGAAUUGGACAAGCUGUUGUCCACUCUUGGAAAGCAUGUGACUACACAUUUCUGUAGUUGUUACCUCACUGCCAGUCAACAUUUUGCGAAGUCUGUAGAAGAAAAAUGGCAAAUAGUCAUACUGCCCAGCCGCUAACGGCAAACAUCACACUGAACACUUUACAUCCAGUCAACAGGUUAAGGAUUGAACAAAGAAUUCAACUAUGAAAUGGUAAAUGUGUAGGAAGGUUACGGAUUCUGAAGACUAAAGUUCAGGAGAGUCUAGAUGUUUCUGCAGGUUCUAGUUUCCCUAAAGGGAUCAGUAAAGUCUGGAGUGUCCACUUGGUCUGAUUGGGCCUGACAGUCGGACAGAAGUUGAAUCCAUUUCACCAGUUACUGGACCCAGGUUGGAGCAGAGAGGCAGACAGGACGGAGUGAAUUGGUUUUACCAUGCUGUACCCAAAACUGACCCAGAACACCAUGUUGUCCCAUCAUGUUUUGUGAAAUUGAGUUUAGUAAAGGUAUGAGAGAACUGGGACGGAAGCGGAACCAAAUUUUGGGUUGUUCUAGAUACUUUGAAAGAGCACCAGUAGGUACAUGAUGAUGUACAAAACUCUGUUUUAAAUGGAAAACUAUUUUUUGUGAUGAAGAAUGAAAAAAAAUGUCUGCAAAAUUUAGAGAUUGUUUGCUUUUUCAUUGCAAAAUUGUUUUUUUCCUGCACCUAGACCUGACUUGGGUUUGAUGUGCACACGUGCAGACCUUUUUCUAAAAUGGAAAACUAGACUGUACUGGUUGUGUAUCAGGCCCAUAGUAAUUUCAGUAUGAGUACAGCAUGGUUCUGGUACUGUGCCAUAACCAUAUUAACACCCAGUUUGGGAACAGGACUUGCAGCAUCCGCUGAUGUAGGACUCUUGUCCUCUGGGCCCAGUUUUUCCCAGAAUGUUUCAUCUGGAUCAGAAUUACUCACAUUUUUUCAUCUCAUUUCUUUCCAAUCCAUGAUCAGACUGAUUUUUCUGAGUUUAAUUGUUUUUUCUAAAAAAUAAUUAUCAAACCUUUGCAAUGCAGAUACCUUAUGAUCAAGAUGCCUGUUCUGCCAUCUACCGGACAAAUAAUGGUACAACAGCAAUGACACAGAUUGCGCAAGACCAUUUGUACAUUACUUUUAUUCACUCACCGGGACAGUUGGGCACAAUGCGUAAGGAUUUUGAGACAGUUCACACUGUUUGUGGAUGUUAAAAAAUCCCAUUUCUGUGCAAACUGUUUUCAUACAUGAAUUCAUGGAUCCUUUUCAAAAUAAAGGUUACCAGGAGCAGCUGGUCCAGGAGUCAGUAUGAACCUUUGUUUUGAAGGUUUUGUUCUAGGCCUGAUCGAUAUGGACAAAAUCAGUGUCAUGACAAUCUUAAAGAUUUUUUUCAAAACUGAUAGAUGUCACAUUAAGGUUCAUGUAUGCAAAUUAAUGUUCAUCCAUUGAACUAAAUGGUAAUGUUGAUGUCAAACACUUGACAUUUUUAAAUAUGAUUCCUACCGUAUCUCAUUUUGUCGAUUUUUCAAUAAAAUUAGCUUAUCAUCUCUUCACACAGCAGAACUGCAUGUCACAACAUCCCAAAAUCACAUUAUCCAAUAAUUGCUUCACACUAUUUUGUUCAUUUAAUAGAAAUGGAAACACUGAAUACAACCCACCCCCACCCCCCUCCACAUCCUCACCAAUCACCACACAUUGUCACAAUUUUGAGGCCUUUUGUCUAAAUCCUCCCUGAAUCCUCCCCUCCGGCAGGAUUAACCUGAUUUUUUUUUCUUUUUUUUAACUGUGCUAAUCUCUGCCUUUGAUUUUUGGAAAGCAGACACAUUUAAAGCUGAGUUGUAGUGCUUUUCAGAGGAUUACCUCGUCCAGCUUCCAGCUUGAAUGAUGACGACAGUUUCAUUAAUCAGUUUUGCGAGCGAGUUUCCAGAUGUCAUGACAACACAACGCUUUCUGAGAGGUAGAACAUGAGGUGGAGGCGAGCUGGACCCUAACGCCGGCUCGUCUCCAGGCUCAGAGCAGGCAGUCUGAGGUGGACUCUGUGAAUCUGUGCGACCGGAGGUGAACGACAGGAAACCUCCUCAGUGUUUACAAUCUUCUAAGACCUGAAGCGACCGAGAACUCACUGACAGUCGCUCUGCUCUUCAUCACGCUCAGUGGAAUCGUCUUCAUCAGUGGCCAAUCACAGAGCAACGCUGCAGCAGCUCAAACUGCGGCGUCCAUCUUCCUCUGCAUCUGCAGACUGUACAGACCCCCCGUCCAUCACUGCCAAGAUGAUGGCUCCUGGUUUUGUUUGGAUACAGCACCGAGACGGCUGAAAUCCUACAGCAGGUGUGUGUGUGUGUGUGUGUGUGUGUGUGUGUGUUGUUCUGACUGGACCGACGGCGGUGAGGUGUGUUCAGGUGUGAAAGGUGCUUAAUGAAGGUGAAACUCUGUAAGUGACUGGCUCAUUAAAGGAGGCGGGUUCAUCAGCCAACCUGCUCAGUUUCUAUUGGUCA